CCAAAAUUGAUAGAAAUUACUCAAUUGCUGCUUCCCGGACAAACAUCAAAUGAUAGACACGACAUCACAGCACGUAUAUUCAGGCAAAAAAUUCGGUCCCUGAUGAACUUUAUUGUUAAACAACGCGUCUUUGGAGAUACUCGAUGCUGGAUGUAUUCAAUCGAAUGGCAAAAGCGAGGCCUGCCGCACGCACACAUUCUUAUUUGGUUAGUGGAAAGAAUUCAGCCUGACCAAAUAGAUGAUAUCAUAUGUGCCGAGAUUCCUGAUCAUGAAGUCGAUCCAGACCUACAUGAUGUUGUUACUACUAAUAUGAUUCAUGGACCGUGUGGUGCCAUCAACCCCCAAUCACCUUGCAUGGUCGAUGGAAAGUGCUCUAAACGAUAUCCACGGAAAUUAACGGCGGAGACUGUCACUGGCAACGAUGGGUAUCCGCUGUAUCGGCGUCGAUCACCAGAUGACAACGGUCGAACUGUCACAACGAAAGUGAAAAGAAUGGAUUUCGUUGUCGACAACAGUUGGAUUGUUCCAUAUUCGCCACUUAUUUCUAAAACGUUCAAGACACAUUGAACGAAAGGCAGUGAUAUGGCGGUUUUUGGAUUGCAAUCCUCGAAUACCAACGAUGAAAUUUCACGCUAUCAAGUUGGUCGUUAUGUGAACUGUAAUGAAGCGAUUUGGCGUAUAUUCGCAUUUCCCAUUCACGAACGUCAUCCUACUGUUAUACAUUUGGCGGUGCAUCUAGAGAAUGGUCAACGAGUAUAUUUCACGGCUUCGAAUGCUACGCAACGUGCUGAAACACCUCCAGCAACUACAUUGACCAGUUUUUUUUGCAAUCUGCCAAAGCGAUCAGUUUGCACGAACUUUGAUUUACUCGGAGAUGCCACGUUAUUAUACUUGGAAUGCUUCAUCCAAGAAUUUUCAAAGACGGAAGCAAGGUGAUGCGGUUUCUGGGUAUCCAGAUGUGCGUUCUACUGAUGCUCUUGGUCGUAUGUAUACAGUUCAUCCAAAGAAUGAUGAAUGUUUCUAUUUGCGGUUGUUGCUGGUAAAUGUGCGUGGGCCAACUUCAUUUGAGACACUACGAACUGUUAAUGGUGUAAUAUUCCCAACAUAUCGUGCUGCAUGUGAAGAAUUGAACUUAUUAGAAAACGAUACCCAUUGGGAUACGACAAUCGCUGAAGCCAUUAUCUCUGCAUCUCCAAGUCAGAUACGCACAUUAUUCGCUAUCAUAAUUUCGACAUGUUUUCCAUCAAACCCAUGUAACCUGUGGCACAAAUACAAGGAUAGUAUGU
Molecule: messenger RNA, 1286 nt
Organism: Zeugodacus cucurbitae (melon fly)
Lineage: Eukaryota; Metazoa; Arthropoda; Insecta; Diptera; Tephritidae
Exons: 1
Coding region: 103-567 (154 amino acids)
Source: RefSeq, a predicted model, not a curated record